Molecule: messenger RNA, 2049 nt
Organism: Psammomys obesus (fat sand rat)
Lineage: Eukaryota; Metazoa; Chordata; Mammalia; Rodentia; Muridae
Gene: C1ql2
Product: complement C1q like 2
Exons: 2
Coding region: 615-1478 (287 amino acids)
Molecular function (GO): protein binding
Source: RefSeq, a predicted model, not a curated record
UGAUGACAGGAGGGCGCCGUCUCCCGAGUGAUGGCAGCUCACGCUGCUGCCUCGCCGCCUCCGCCGCUCAGUCCUGAGAUCCUUACGUCAGGGUAGCUGGGUCCCCCCUCCGCCCGGGAGCCAGCGAGCAGCGGGCGAGCAGAGCGGAGCGUGCGGCAGAGCGGAUCCCUCGUCCCGCCGAACCCCGCCAAGCCCCGCCAACCCCAGCAGAGCAGGAGCCAGCGCGGCUGAGCCGACACCGGACGCCUCUCCCGGACACACCAUUCCCCAACAGCCGCCACCCGGAACCCGCCGGGGCGCCGGGCUCGUCCUGGGCGCCCCUAGCCAUGCGUGUCGGGCUCUUGGACUCUCCAGAUCAGUUCCAGCGCGGUGGCCUCGGAAGUCCGGGACCGGAUACCUCUCCUUGAAAUAGUUGGGUGGCCGAGACAGGGGUCUCCACGUCGGGGACUCGGCGGGGACCCGCGGAGUUGGCGUCCGAGCGCUCAGAGCGGGGCCACCCGCGCCGCUCCACCAUUACCUCUCCCGGCGGCAAGGAGGAGCUGGUGGCGGUCGCCUCCCGGCUGUGGCAGCGGCGGCGGCGCGCCUGCUUGGCGGCCGUCGGCGUGCUCCUGGCCAUGGCACUGGGGCUGCUGAUCGCGGUGCCUCUGCUGCUGCAGGCGGCGCCCCCCGGCGCGGCUCACUACGAGAUGCUGGGCACCUGCCGCAUGAUCUGUGACCCGUACAGCGUCGCUCCCGCAGGGGGACCCGCGGGCGCCAAGGCUCCACCGCCGGGACCCAGCACCGCCGCCCUGGAAGUUAUGCAGGACCUCAGCGCCAACCCCCCGCCCCCGUUUAUCCAGGGACCAAAGGGUGAUCCGGGGCGGCCAGGCAAGCCGGGGCCUCGGGGCCCCCCUGGAGAGCCAGGGCCGCCUGGGCCCAGAGGUCCCCCGGGGGAGAAGGGCGACUCGGGGAGGCCAGGGCUGCCCGGACUGCAGCUGACGACCAGCGCGGCCGGUGGCGUUGGAGUGGUGGGCGGCGGAGCCGGGGGCGGCGGCGACACGGAGGGAGAAGUGACCAGUGCGCUGAGCGCCGCCUUCAGCGGUCCCAAGAUCGCCUUCUACGUGGGGCUCAAGAGCCCCCACGAAGGCUACGAGGUGCUCAAGUUCGACGACGUGGUCACCAAUCUUGGCAAUCACUACGACCCCACCACCGGCAAGUUCAGCUGCCAGGUGCGAGGCAUCUACUUCUUCACCUACCACAUCCUCAUGCGCGGAGGCGACGGCACCAGCAUGUGGGCGGACCUCUGCAAGAACGGGCAGGUGCGAGCCAGCGCCAUCGCCCAGGACGCGGACCAGAACUAUGACUACGCCAGCAACAGCGUGGUGCUGCACCUGGACUCGGGCGACGAAGUCUACGUGAAGUUGGACGGCGGGAAGGCUCACGGCGGCAACAACAACAAGUACAGCACGUUCUCGGGCUUCCUCCUGUACCCGGAUUAGAGGCGCAGAGGGGCGCUCGGGCCGCGCCCUCCCCACAGGGGCGCGCGGCUCUUCGGGUGAAUGCCACUCUGCGGCUUCAUGACACUUCCUGGCAUCUCCGUUGGAAAAAGACACAUCCCUGCUGUCCUACUUGUCCUGCCUCGGGCCUCAGUGUGUCUGUGAUUCACCACGCUCCGGGGAGGCUGUGUCCCUGGUCCCGGUGCCCAUCCUGGGGAGGGAGAGGGAGCACCCAAGUGGGGAGUUGGGCGAGAACCUCAGCUCUGGAGGGUAUAGUUGUGGGAAAGCCCAGACAGGCUGCUGGACAGGCCGCCCCAGGGAGCCCGAGGUCUCCCAGCUAGCCUCUUCUUCCUAGGGUUCCAGGUGAAGAGCAGCAGGCCCCACCAGGAAGAUAAGACCCAGGUGAACGCCAUGCUCUGGGACCUCCCUUUUUGUGACCCAAAAUGCCUGUGCAGUUUUUCCUGUCCAUCAGCCGAAAACCCACCCCCAGCAGAAUUCCAACAGACAGAAAAUUCACCUUGCCACGCACAAUCUCCACACUCUCCCCCUCCAUGCAUUAAAUUAUGUUUUUAGA